Aedes albopictus (Asian tiger mosquito) is the source of this 1093-nucleotide messenger RNA. RefSeq names its product larval cuticle protein A2B-like. The record is from RefSeq and is a predicted model, not a curated record. Gene Ontology annotation, cellular component: extracellular matrix. NCBI's taxonomy places the organism in Eukaryota, Metazoa, Arthropoda, Insecta, Diptera, Culicidae. The transcript is spliced from 2 exons. Bases 285 to 917 code for a protein of 210 amino acids.
GAAUAAUUCGCUUAUGAUGAUCGGCAAACCUACAGACGAUGUUGGUGUUUCUGUUUUGCGAUUCAGGUGAUCUUAUUGCAACAGGGGAGGCAUUUUUCGAGAACGUCACUUCGUUGCCGGCGUCGGCGUCGUAUCCUCUCAAGUACACACCCCGGUGCCUGCGAAGUAACUCCUUGGUGGAGAGCCAAUCAAGCCAGUAUAAAUUGGCCGCGGUGGCUUGAUUACGGCACAGUUCAAUCGAUUGUUUAGUGCUGUGAACAACUACUUCUUCCGAUCAACGAAACAUGGCUUUCAAGUUCCUGACCUUCUGUGCCCUGGUGGCCGUUGCCCGCGCUGGAGUCAUUGCUCCAGCUGCCGUGGCUUACGCAGCCCCGGUUGCCAAGACUUUGACUUAUGCUGCACCAGCUGCCCACGUGGCCUACGCUGCACCAGCUGCCCAUGUGGCUUAUGCUGCCCCUGUGGCCAAGACCAUUGUCGCCGCUCCGGUUGCCAAGACCCUCAUUGCUGCCCCAGUCGCCAAGACCGUCGUUGCUGCUGACGAAUACGACCCACAUCCAGAGUACUCCUACAGCUACGGAAUCUCCGAUGCCCUGACCGGUGACCAGAAGUCCCAGCAGGAAUCCCGUCACGGAGAUGCCGUCCAGGGAUCUUACUCGCUGGUUGAUGCCGAUGGCUUCAAGCGCACCGUUGAAUACACCGCCGACCCCGUCAACGGAUUCAACGCCGUUGUCCACCGUGAGCCUCUGGUCAAGACCGUCGCUGCUGCCCCAGUUGCCAAGGUUGUUGCCGCUGCCCCAGUUGCCUACGCCGCCCCAGUUGCCAAGACCAUCUCGUACGCCGCUCCAGCCGUGACCAAGACCAUCGUGUCCCAGCCAGCCGUGGCUUAUGCUGCUCCAGCUUACGCCUACCACCACUAAACGAUCAAAGACUGUCAAAGAAGUACAAGUAGCACCAGCCAUGGGAACCCCGUUUAUGAUUUUGUUUAACUUUUUGAACCCCAGACGAGUUCAGCCCCGUUCACGUCGACCUGUAAAAAUUGAACACUGCAACUAUUUAUUUUUCUGUUUGAAAUACAUCAAUCAAUGAAACGUAA